AUUUCUCAAAUUCUCUUACUCCAAUUAAACCAAUGGACCAUUAAGUACCUCUUUAUCACUAAUUACUGACAACUUGACUCAGUUCAUCAGUACACACCAAAAAAUCCUCUUCUUAAACCUCUUUAAUCUUGAUCAUCCACUUUCAUUUUCAACCCCUGAAACCCCCUUUCUCAGCAAAAACCCAUUGUGGGUUUUCUUGAUUUAGCCUAAAGUUCUCACUGUCAACAUGGAAGAUGGUGAAAAGAUUAGCACUUCGGAGACAAACAAUAUCUGCACAUCUCCAAAAGAAAUGGAUGGUUUUCAACUCAGGCCUGUUGCAUUGUUGGAGUCAGGAGAAGGCUUACCUUACGCUCCUGAAAAUUGGCCAAAUCCAGGUGAUAUUUGGACUUGGAAAGUUGGGCGAAGAGUCAAAGCUUCAGGACACUUUCAAGAUAGGUAUUUGAUUGCUCCACCAAGGCUUCAAGAAAACCCAAGAAAGAAAAUGUGGUUUUCGAGUAAGCCGUCUCUUAGAACUUAUCUGAAAACAAACUUCCCUGAAGCUGAUAUCAAUGCAUUUUUCUCCUCAUUUGUUUGGGAUGUUCCAGCUGAUUUCAAUGCUUUUUUCAUGUCACCUGAGGGCAAAGCAGAACCUAUGCCUCUUUCUCAAUCACCUAAUCCUGGAGAGGACGGUAAAGCUGGUCAAUCGCCUAAUUCUGGAAGGGCCCGUAAAACUGGUCAAUCACCUAAUUCUGGAAAGGCCCGUAAAACUGGUAAAUCACCUAAUUCUGGAAAGGCCCGUAAAACUGGUGAAGGAGGAGGAACUUCUUCACGGAAAAGGAAGUCCAGUCUAAAGCAGCAAGGAAGGUAUUUAUGGAAGAAAGUUCAUUGUAACGAUACUUAUCCCGAAAUCCCCAAUGCGCUCCAAGUUAAGGAAGAGAUCAUAGAAAACAGUGAGGCACCAAAUAAAGUGCGAAGUUCUUUGUUUGAGAGUGUUCCAGUGUCCGAUGACUGUGCAACCAUUACUCCUCUAGCUUGCCACCAGGAACUAGCAACUCCUCUCACGGGAUCUCCUCUUGCAGUAACUCCAGAGGAUUUCGAUAACUACAUUAGUUCACUUGAUAACAUUCUACUUUUGCCUACUAACGGAAGUCCAAGCAUUGUCUCUGGCGCUUGUGGAGAAAAAGAAAUGACUGGAGCUCGAAAGAAACUUGUUAACCUCCUACGUCUUGGUUUUCCUGCUUUAUUUACCUCUGACAAACUUACUGAAGUUACGACCUUGUCUUUGGAGCUUCAGAAUGAUCCUGACAUAAGUGAUAAAGAGCUUUCAAUGCUGAAGCUAAUCCAAGAAAUCCCCCUAGCCAGGAAUGAUUUCCUAGAAGCUAAGCGAGUAGCUAAACAAGCUGACAAGUUCUUUGCUGAUCUCGAGGCUAAAGUGACUCAUGUUUCUACACUAAGGGAUGAUUACAAAGCCUCAAAGCAAGAAAUAGCUCUACUUGAGGCUGAAGAUAUCUCUACUUCCUCAGCUAUACAGGAAAUUGAUGAAAAGAUUGCCACCUUGCAAUCGCGUCGAACUGCAUUAGCCAAGGUUGCCAACAGAACCAGCAAGAAGAUGUCUGACGCAAAAUCAAAGCAAAGAAUGGUCAUGGCCCAUCUUCCGAAGAUAGUAGAUGAAAUUCAGGUGGCUAACUCCCAAAGCUCAGAAUGGAAGCUUAAGAAAGAGAAAUCGGCAGAGAAGGAAGUCGAGAUAUUGACCAAAUUUGCUCCACUCGAGGGGUUCUCAAUUUAACCUUUGUGUUGUACAUUGUGUCUUCAUGUUGAUCCUACAUCUACUGUUACAUUCAUGUUUUUAACCCUCAGGAAUUUGAUCUACCCUUCCUUGCCAUUAGGGGUUUUCUUGUAGGUCAUCUAGUUUUCAUUAUCUCUUAUCCAUAGAGACGCAGAAAGGUGGGAGGAUCUUUGAUCCUUUAUUUUGUUUGAUCUAUGUAGAACUCUUUUCUUUUUCAUCCUAUGUAGGACUCUUUCAGUGUGAUCUUUCUGCUGUUUUAAUAAGAAAUGUUUAGGAGAACUA
Messenger RNA from Capsicum annuum, 2047 nucleotides. RefSeq lists its product as uncharacterized. The transcript has 3 exons. The record is from RefSeq and is a predicted model, not a curated record. NCBI's taxonomy places the organism in Eukaryota, Viridiplantae, Streptophyta, Magnoliopsida, Solanales, Solanaceae. The coding region runs from base 227 to 1765 and encodes 512 amino acids.